ACCACUGCAAAGUGUUGAGCGCGGGACGGACUGGCUCGGGUCCACACCACCCUUCAUUUGUCCAAGAGAAGACCCCAAACCUCCAGUGAGACGUUCACACUCUCAUCCCAACCAAUAAUGUGAGAAUCAGACGGAAAGCAGAUGCGUAAACUCACCGUCGCUUCAUUGUGCUCCAGUGCCGUCUACACUCAACACACUGUCCCGCAGUUCGCAGCCAGGCUACAGUAGAGGCUAUCCACGCGGAUUACCUGGUGGGAGAUGCGGCAAUGUCCCGAGGAAUGUGCCCACGCGUGAACUCUUGCGGAUCCGUUUGGAUUUUGUCUGCGCUCAUAUUUGCCGUGAACGUGAUCGACGUGGAUGCGUACAGCUGCCAUGAAGUGCGGACCGCGUUCCAGCUGCGGCAGGUCGGGCCGCUGCACCGCGUCCCGGAGACACCUGGCACAGAUGUGGAUCUGUUGAUUUGCAAGCACCAGGGUCCAUCGUGCUGCACCCGGAAAAUGGAGGAGAGCUACCAGUUUGCUGUAAAACGGGAAACCCUUCACAACAUUCACUCCUACAGCUAUGAGCUUGAACAUCUCAUCUCCGGCCACUCAGAUGCCUUCCAGGACAUGUUCCAGUACCUGCUAUCUUUCUCUCAGGGACACCUGAGUUCUCUGUUGGAGGGAACUUAUCCCUCCCUGUCCCGCCAAACGUUACCCCAUGUAAAUCAACUCUUCUCCUCCCUCUCCCUCUACCUCCGCGGGGCCAACGUUUCAGUGGAGGCUGCAGUUCAACAAUUCUACAACAACCUUUUCCCACUCGUCUACACACGACUCAUCAAUCCGUCUAUCGAAGGCAGCAUGACAGCGGGCAGCGAGAUGGGUGACUGUCUCCGUAUGAUCAGGCAGGACGUCAACCCCUUUGGGCCUCAUCCAGCCGUCAUGGCGCAGGAGCUGGCCGGGGCACUGGGAGCAGGGCGGCAACUGGGGCUGGCGCUGGAGGAAGGUGUGGAGGUGAUGAAUGCCACUGAACACAUCAUCCUGAGCAAAGAGUGCACGAAGGGCCUCGUGAAGAUGGUGUACUGCUCCCACUGCAGGGGCUUGACGCUUAUCAAGCCCUGCGUGGGAUACUGUCUGAACGUCAUGCGAGGCUGCUUGGCCAGCGUGUCGGAGCUGGAUCAGCCUUGGAGGAGGUAUACCAGUUUAUUGGAGCAACUCACCCACGCCAUGGCCGGGCACCACAGCCUGGAACUGGCCCUGCUGGAGGUCAGGGGUCGCGUUCACAAGGCCCUGCUGUACGCACAGCUUCAUGGUCCAAUCAUCGCUGCCACAGUGGACAAGGUGUGUGGCCUGACUACUGUGGAACCUGCAGGCAUGCAGCCUACUAGCCCCGAGGUCACAACCUCCACCGUGACCUCAUCGUCUCCUCUUCCAUCUGCCGCUCCCUCCCAACCUCUACCAGAGCAGUGGCAGAGGCAGCUCUCCCACUUGAUGAGCUCGUUCCCCCUGAAACCCUCCAAGAACAAUAAACAUAGUCUGAGAACGCUCUCUAGGGAAUUCUUGAUGUACCUGCAGCGCUACAAGUCUUUCUUUGCAGCGUUGCCGGAGAUGCUGUGCGAGGGGGAGAACGUAGUGGACGACUCCACGUGCUGGAGCGGAGAUGAUGUAGUUGAGAGCUACUCUGGCAGAGUUGUUGGAAACGGUCUGCACGCUCAGAGGCAAAACCCGGAGGUCAAGGUUCGCAGUGUUGACCCUUCACUGGCAGAGGUCAAGGAGAGGUUGGAUCGCUUCAACCAGGAGACCCAGGAGAGGUUUCCAAAACUGGACCAGGUGGAGGACUGGGACGAGCUGGGCAGUGGGAAGUCUGAGGGCAGCUCCACAGGCUGUGAUGACGAAGAUGGAUGUCAAGCCUCAGGAGACGGUGAAGACAAUAUCUCACACACAGACGCUGCCAGUGAAAGGAGGCCCGUCGGCAGAAAGCCUGGAGGUGACAGCCCACACGAGAACCCUUCCAGGCCCCCCUCGGUGAAGGUGAGAGGGGGUUCGCCGUCUGCCAGCUGGGCACGACCCUGGAGCCUUGCACUGCUCCCUGCUGCCCUUUGCCUGCAGUGGACCCUGUUCUGAGGCCAGCACCGGCUGUGAAUCCCCCUUCACCUUCUAGGAAACAUGCAGACAGACGUUCAUAUCAUAUAAAUCACAUCACGGUAUCCUUACUCCUGUCCUCAAUCUGCACGGGUGGAAAGUAGCGAUGGAGAAAGGAGAGAAGAUGGAGACGGAAAAGAGAGGAGGACAACAUUGUAGAUGGGGGGGGGGGGGCUCCUGCAGGAACUUUACUGAUCCCAUGCACGGCCAUCUACAAAGAUUAUGCCUGCUGCUUCCACUAGGCUGUUCUGGGAUAAGAUAUGUGUGUAUAACGGACACCAAUAUAGUCCUGCAGCUCCUUGCUCCACUCACACUCAACACGUACUUCAUAGUUCAGAGCAGGACUUCAUCAAUAUGAUUUUACUUAAAAACACAUUUCGACGCACGUUCAUGUUUUCUACACAGAGCUGUCCUCGUCGUCUGCUGCUGGAUUUUACUUUCAGGCUCAUCACAGCCCUUUGCCAGCCAGACUGAAGAAUUCUGCUUAUUUGAAAACUCAAACCUAUUUUCUUUUUGAGGAUUAAGGAAUGCAUGAUAGAUUGAUAGAUCAAUCCCAGGUGCCUGGCCCAGCGCAGCAGAUUGGAUAUACUCUGACUGUGUACCCUGGCAGGGAUUAGAAUGUAAUGAGUUCACAGAUAGAGCACAGGCACACUUGCACGGUUGCAACACAUUGCGCAGACAAACUAGGUGUGUAUAGUAUGUAACUGUAUAUAGGUGGAGACAUUUGAUGGGAGUGUGUGAAGUUUUGAUUCUGCAAAAAUGCUCUUAACUGAUUUAGAUGAAUGGGUUUUUUCUUUUGUUUUUCGUCCUGCAAUGAAUGGACUGUGUUGUCUGCUGUCCACACUGUGUAGAAAACAAUGCAAAACAGACUACAGAGAUUUAAUUUCUAUAACAAAUAAAGCAGGAAUGUACAUCAUUUACCAACUCAACGCCGUGAAAUGAACGGACACAUUUUGGUCCACACAUUGUUGAUUUUUAUGAUGUUUAUCCUGCAUCCAGUUGUGUGUGUUUGCUUGUUGAAUUGCAUAUUAAUGCAUGUAUAACCUUCAAGGUUCUCCAAAUCUCUAUGAUGGGAUCAGGCCUUUCUUCAGAUAGCAUAACACAAACGUAUAUUUUCAAACCUGCAAUUUUUCACUGACCUUUCUUGAUCAAAUGAUUGUUUGGUAUUUGAAAACAAGAGGCAGGUUGGGCAGCAGAUUCAAAUGCAAUUCAACAUAUAAAAACAUUACUUUUACAUUAUUGGGUGCAUCUAUUGUUUGAUGUAAUUCAGUGGCAGCCAUUGUAUAAGUCCUUCAAGGAUUGUAUUGUGUAAUGUCUCCUGUUGUGGAUUCUUCUUGAAUAUCAGGGCAGCAUGGCAUCUUCCUUUAAGGGGGCUCUGGGUUCAGGGUUGGGACGGAGCCAGUUCCUGCUUCAAACCAGUUCUUUGUGAUUUGACCGUCAAAGAACUGUCUCUUGGUAACAAACAAAAAAAACUGGUUCGACUCUGGCACCAACCCUUUGCUGGACUAGAAGAAAGAACUGCUUACGUCAGGGACUGGGGAUGGGAUUAUUAUACCUUUCAUGUGUAGCAAAGAGACACUGUAGUCCGUGCUAGUGACGUAUAGAGUUAUUUUGGAACGUGAAAAAACAAAGUUAGACCAGUGUGGAGUUUUCCGGUGCCUGUGAGGGUGUCCUCUGGGUACUCCGGCUUCCUCCCCCACUUCAAAGACAUGUAGUUCAGGUUAAUUGGUGACUCUUAAGUGCCUAGAUAGUUGUGCAUGUUAGGCAGAUUGGUCGAUUGUCUCUAUCUUGGUUAAAGUCCCUCUUGGACCCUUGAGGAAUAACCGCUAAAGGAAGCCCAAAUGCCUGCUGACCAUCCUUGGAAUCCAAACAGUUAAAGGGCAAAUGAUCACUUGUUUCAAACGAUCCCUCGUGACGAUGGAACAAAGGGGGAAAAAAACAACCCGUGUGACUUGUACAAUGGCUUCCUCUGUAUACCAGGUUCGUUCCUUGUGCAGAUGAGGAUUUUCUAUGCACAGAUAUAUGGUACAGCAGUGUGAGUGAGGAUGAUGAAUGUAUGGCCAUUGCUAUGCAGAUGCAAUAUUAAAGCUGACUAAGCCCUGCACAGAUACAGUAUCUAAGCUACGGGCUACACACACUUUAAGCUUGACAUGGGUCUAUGAGCAGUGAUAUACCUCUUCCAUUAACUACACUUUAUUCUAGACAACUUGUUCCUGUCUCUACUGACAAGAGAUUCACCUUUAACUCUGCCUGUAUGUGUUCAAAAAGGAUGACCCGCUUAACCACACGCAAACAUAUACAAAUGUCUAUUAAAGGCCUGUGCUUAAUGAGGAAUGAUGAUUACUACCUUUACAACGUAAGGUCUCUACAGUUUAAAUGUGUCACAUUUCAUGUUCUGUAACCACGUUUGUUUAGUUCCUAUAAUUUGCUCCAUGUUGUUCCAGACUGGCGUUCAUUGCACCCACAGGUCACUUACAGCCCUAUACCCUCGCAUGUGUAUAAAUGUACAUAUUUUAAGUCACU
This is a messenger RNA of Pleuronectes platessa (European plaice), 4643 nucleotides long. RefSeq names its product glypican 5c (gene gpc5c). The record is from RefSeq and is a predicted model, not a curated record. The transcript has 9 exons. Gene Ontology annotation, biological process: cell migration; regulation of protein localization to membrane; positive regulation of canonical Wnt signaling pathway. Bases 267 to 2102 code for a protein of 611 amino acids. Gene Ontology annotation, cellular component: extracellular region; plasma membrane; cell surface. NCBI's taxonomy places the organism in Eukaryota, Metazoa, Chordata, Actinopteri, Pleuronectiformes, Pleuronectidae.